UGACCUAUCAUAUGAUAUACCGCCGCUGAAAAAAUCAUCCCACUUCGUUGUCUGCCCCCAGCCACAUUUCAUUUGUUGCCUUCAUUUCGUCAUAUCUUCCGGCUGGAGAUAAUAAUUGUUAUUUAUUGUUUAUUUAAAUCUUUUUGUUGACUUAUAAGUAUUUUCACAGAAAAUGGCUGAUGACCUGAUUGCGAAAUUCCAAUCACUUGGAAUGAGUGAACAGAAGGCCAAAGAGACGGCAAAAAAUGCAAACGUGAGCAAAAAUUUACAGCUGGUACUGGAACAAUGCAAUGGUGCAUCCUUGGCCGAUGGUGUGGGUAUGUUGCUGUAUCACAUGGCCACAAAAAUUAAACCACAGUGUGCGGAAAAUUUGCCACUACUCGUUCUUUAUAUUGUGGAGAAGAAACUGGACUCCACAAUGAGAGUGGAUGCCGCCUUGGAAUAUCUGCUUAAAUGUGCCGUCCAGAAAAAGGGCCAGAGUAUUGAUUGCGCCGAAUUGAAUAAAGAAUGUGGUGUGGGAGUGGUGGUGACACCUGAAGAAAUUGAAAGUGUGGUCCAAAAGCAAGUGGCCAAGCACAAGGAAGCUUUGUUGGAACAGCGUUAUCAUUUCAAUAGUUUUAAAAUUAUGCAGGAGGUAAGAGAGCAGCUUAAAUGGGCUGAUGCCAAGAGUGUAAAGGCAGCCAUUGAUGUGGAAAUCUUCGAUUUGUUGGGACCCAAAACAGAGGAGGAUAUGAAACCUUUGGCCAAGGGUGACAAGAAAAAAGAAAAGCCCAAGGCAGCAGAUAACAAAGCGGCACAGAACAAAACCUCAGCAACGGCAGCUAGUAAGGAAGUGGAAACAUCGUCAGAUGGAGCCAACACCAUUGCCGAGUUGAUGAAAAACAAGGUACAUUUCCAUGCACCUGGUGAGAAUUACAAAACCGAUGGUUAUGUGGUGACAGACAAUACAGAAAGGCUGUUGAAAGAACAUCUCAAGGCCACUGGUGGUAGGGUCCAGACCCGUUUCCCACCUGAGCCCAAUGGUAUUCUACACAUUGGCCAUGCCAAGGCAAUUAAUAUUAAUUUCGGCUAUGCUGCUGCCCAUAACGGCGUUUGCUAUUUACGUUAUGAUGACACCAAUCCCGAAAAGGAGGAAGAGAAAUUCUUUGUUGGCAUUAAGGAUAUGGUGGAAUGGUUGGGCUACAAACCAUAUAAAAUUACCCAUUCCUCGGACAAUUUCCAGCAGUUAUAUGAAUGGGCUGUGGUGUUGAUACGUAAAGGUUUGGCCUAUGUUUGCCACCAGACGGCCGAUGAAAUGAAGGGUUUCAAUCCCAAACCAAGUCAGUGGAGAGAUCGUCCCAUAGAAGAGUCACUGCAGCUUUUUGAAGACAUGAAAAACGGUAAAAUUGAUGAGGGAGCUGCCACAUUGCGUCUCAAGGUGACUCUGGAAGAGGGCAAGGUUGAUCCCGUGGCAUAUCGUAUUAAAUUCAUUGCCCAUCAUCGUACCGGCAACAAAUGGUGUAUUUAUCCCACAUAUGACUACACUCACUGCCUUUGUGAUUCCUUGGAAAACAUUACCCAUUCGCUGUGUACCAAGGAAUUCCAAUCGAGAAGAUCCUCCUAUUACUGGCUGUGCAAUGCCUUGGAUAUAUACUGUCCCGUACAAUGGGAAUAUGGUCGUUUGAAUAUGAACUAUGCUUUGGUAUCGAAACGUAAAAUUGGCAAAUUGAUAACGGAAAAGAUUGUCAACGAUUGGGAUGAUCCACGUCUAUUCACCUUGACAGCAUUGCGUAGAAGAGGCUUCCCCGCAGAGGCAAUCAAUAAUUUCUGUGCCCAAAUGGGUGUGACAGGGGCUCAAAUUUCCGUUGAUCCCUCCAUGUUGGAGGCAUCGGUACGUGAUGUCCUGAAUGUAACAGCUCCCCGAAGAUUGGUGGUAAUUGAACCUCUCAAAGUUACACUGGAGAACUUCCCCCAUGCAAAACCAAUUGAAAUUGAUGUUCCCGAUUUCCCGCAAAAUCCCGAGAAGGGCUCACAUAAAAUGACACUGGAUCGUGUUAUUUACAUUGAACAAAGUGAUUUCAAAUCGGAACCAGAAAAAGGCUACAGACGUUUGGCUCCUGGCCAAAGUGUGGGUCUGCGCCAUGCCAAUUUGGUGAUAUCCUUGAAGGAGGUUAAAAAAGAUGCAGCCGGUCACAUAACCGAACUUGUGUGUGAGUGCCAGCCCACGGAAAGUGCCGAGAAACCUAAAGCAUUUAUUCAAUGGGUAUCCCAGCCCAUUGAAAUCGAGGUACGCCUUUAUGAGCUGCUGUUCAAACACAAAAAUCCUGAAGAUCCCAAUGAAGUGCCUGGUGGUUUCUUGUCGGACAUCAACCCCAAUUCUAUGGCCGUUAUGCAAUCCUAUGCCGAUCGUUCACUAGCCAAUUGUAAGGUCUACGAUAAGUUCCAAUUUGAACGCAUUGGUUUCUUCUCCGUUGAUCCUGACACCAGUAAAGACAAAAUUGUGUUCAAUCGUACUGUCGGCCUUAAAGAAGAUGCUGGCAAAAAGUAAAAGAAUUCAAUGGUUUCAAAAAUCUUUGAUUUUGUAAAAAAAAAAAACAAGAA
Molecule: messenger RNA, 2580 nt
Organism: Musca domestica (house fly)
Lineage: Eukaryota; Metazoa; Arthropoda; Insecta; Diptera; Muscidae
Gene: GlnRS
Product: probable glutamine--tRNA ligase
Exons: 2
Coding region: 173-2527 (784 amino acids)
Biological process (GO): translation; glutaminyl-tRNA aminoacylation
Cellular component (GO): cytosol; aminoacyl-tRNA synthetase multienzyme complex; cytoplasm
Molecular function (GO): glutamine-tRNA ligase activity; ATP binding
Source: RefSeq, a predicted model, not a curated record